AUGUCGACGCUGCUGGAGGCGAAGCCCAAGCCCCUGGCCCAGAAGUGGGGGUUGGGCAGGGCGAGGCCGCGGCUGCGGCCGGUGCUGGAGGCCCGGGGGCUGCCGUGGGCGGAGGUGUUGCCGAUCCUGCGGGCGUUGCACCCCGCGGAGCUGCAGCAGGCGCUCGAGGAGCCGGAGCAGCUCGUCGACGGCCUCGGCGGCCGGCCAGAGCCCCUCUGCAGCCAGUGGGGCAUCCUGCUGGCCCGCGCGGGGCUGGAGCCCCUGCUCCAGGGGGCGCAGGUGGACUGGCAGGAUGUCGUCAGGGUCCUGGGGGCCUGCUCGCCGGACGACCUGGCCUCCGCGGCGCGGGAGCCGAGGGAGUUCCUGGACAGGCUCGACGCCAAGACUGGCGGCGAGGUGGCCAGGCUGUGGGCCGUGGCGAAGCUGCGGCGCUGCGUGGAGCCGCUGCUGCCCGAGGGGAACAGCUGGGAGGACAUCGUGCCCGCCGUGCUUGCGAUCGACACGCUGAAGCAGCUGCGCUCCUUCAUGGAAACGGGCGCGGAGCUGCUCCUCUGGAGGCUCCAGCACGAGUCCACCUGGCCGCCCUCGAGGCUCUUCGCGCUGCCGCGGCUCCGGCCCACCCUGGAGCCCCACCUGCCCCAGGGCGUGCGCUGGGCCGACUUCCUGCGCGUGCUGGAGGAGCUCCCCGCGGACGACGAGUGGGAUGGACUGCCGGCACUGCUGCGCGACCCCGGCAAGUUCCUGCUGAACCUGAUCGAGGACGGCGUGCGGCCGGGGGCCCUCCCGUGGGCCGCCGUGCGGCUGCGCCCGCGCCUCGACCGCGAGCUGCACCGGCGCGGGGUGCUGUGGGAGGAGGCGCUGCCGGCGCUCCUCGCGCUGAGCAUCGCGGAGCUGCGCGAGGCGUGGGGCAGCCCGGCCCCCCUGCUCCUGAGGCUCCAGGACGGCCCCGAGGGCAUCCUGCCGCCAGGGGCGCUCUGA
This is a messenger RNA of Prorocentrum cordatum, 978 nucleotides long. Lineage: Eukaryota; Dinophyceae; Prorocentrales; Prorocentraceae. The record is from the annotation of a GenBank genome assembly.